Messenger RNA from Oncorhynchus kisutch (coho salmon), 1930 nucleotides. RefSeq names its product osteocalcin 2b. Bases 718 to 1218 code for a protein of 166 amino acids. Gene Ontology annotation, molecular function: structural constituent of bone; calcium ion binding; hydroxyapatite binding. Gene Ontology annotation, biological process: regulation of cellular response to insulin stimulus; osteoblast differentiation; response to vitamin K. NCBI's taxonomy places the organism in Eukaryota, Metazoa, Chordata, Actinopteri, Salmoniformes, Salmonidae. The transcript is spliced from 4 exons. Gene Ontology annotation, cellular component: extracellular region. The record is from RefSeq and is a predicted model, not a curated record.
UCCCCAGGGUCAUGUAUAAAAUUUUACAAAGCUGGGCAGGCCCAGUUGACCUUCAUUUUGUUUUUGGCAAGAUCUGAGAUCUUUGACUCAACCAAAUUGAAUGAUGUUUUAUGAUGAUGUUUCCUUUAGUUUGGCAGUUACCUGUACACUACAACAAUAACAAUGCCAGAAAUAGCCUAUGUUUAUAAUAAGAUUUCUCAACUCAAAGCCUAUAUUCAUUUUCAAACCAGCACUUUUCUGUUUUCAGACACAAUAUACUUGGUGUGAUGAUUAUGUAAGGUCCGUUCUAGAUCAAAUGUAGUAGUCCCUGUGCAAUUAAAGGGGCUACAUAGAAGAAGAAUUCAAUUUUUCGAAACCUUCUUACACAUCCCUACUUGUUUCAUUUGAUUGGUUCCGCUACAUGGGUUGCGUGUACAUGUAUGUGUGCCACAUGGAGCGUGUAUGUUUGUGUGGGUGUGUUUUAGCCAGUUCCUGUGCCUGUCUGGUGUGUGGGUUGUUAUGUGAUGAGUGUCCAGGGAAGUGGUACAAGUUGACAUUCGAUUCCCUAACCAAUCACAUAGUCUGACCAUAGUGUGUAUCUGAUUGGGAGGGGGAUGACUACAGUAUAUAUUGACCAUGGAGGGAUAUACAGUAAAGAAGGAGAGAAAGAACCAAAGUUCUACUACUACCACUCACUGGUAGUUCAAGAAAGCAGCAAGACAACAACCCAAAAACAACAUGAAGUCUCUGAUUCUCCUGACCAUUUGUGCCGUUCUGUCGGUCUCUCUGUCCAUGAACGAUCUGGCUCUUGAUGUGGUUCUCGAUCCUGCUCCUGACCCUGCCGCUGAACCAGCACCAGCCGCAGACUCCUCCGCAUCUUCAUCAGCUUCCUCCUCUUCCUCCUCGGCUUCCGACUCAUCAGCCUCUGCCUCAGACUCCUCGGACUCAGACUCUUCCUCAUCCUCUUCCUCGUCGUCUUCUUCAGAGUCAGCAAGUGCUGAAGCUACGGCAGAGGACCCAGCUGCAGCUACAGAGCCAGAAGUGAUUAUGAAGAGAGACCUGGCCUCAGUGUUGCUGAGGAGGAAGAGGGCGGCUGGACCUGCAGCUGCUGCCUUCACCCUCACCCAGGUGGAGAGUCUGAGUGAGGUGUGUGAGCUCAACCUGGCCUGUGAGCACAUGGCGGAGACAGCAGGCAUCGUUGCAGCAUACGCUGCAUACUAUGGACCACCUCCCUUCUAAACAGACUCUUUACUAUGCAACCUGGAGAGAGAGAAAAUACUCUCUGCCAUUUCACCAUCAUGAAGCUACAUUCUUGAGAAGGGAUCAACCACUCCCAACAGUGUCCUUAUAUGGGCAUAGAAAACAAACACAAACAGGUUUCCUCCACGUUUUAGGGAGCAGACCAAGUUAUGGGACUUUGCGAGACCAGCCACAAGUGAAAUUGGUAGCUACAGUACUCGUAGUGCCGGCUGUAACUAUAUGUUUUGGGUAAUGUAAGAAAAGGCAUGUCUAAUCCAAGCUUUUGUAAUAUUGAGGAGAAGCUAGAGAAUAUAGGAACUGAGUCCUGUGGUUAUCGGGGCCUGCUAAUGUAAAUUGCUCAACACAAUAUCACAAAGAAUGGUGCUAAAACCGCAAAUGUAUUGUAUCAUAAAUGUAUUAAUCUUUAUCUGUUUUGUAGUAUUAGGCAGGCUAAAUCGCACAUUAUCAUUUAUCUGCAAUGUAUUAUAACCAUACAUUUUAAAUUAUUGUUUCCUGUUCGUAGUAUAACUUGCUGAUAGUCAAUACUGUCAUAGAUUUGUAUUGAUUGAUUUAGUGAUGAUAACAAUCUUCUAAGGAGGGGUUUAGAAAGAGUGAGAACAUCACAGUUUGUAUGCAAACUCAAACCUUGUUGAUGCCACUUUGACUACUGUCUUGCACAUAAGUGCUGAAUAAAGUGGAGAACAUUUUAAUA